AACUGACAUGGGGUCCACCUCACCAAUGAGAAUUGAGAAAGGGAAUAUCUCAAUGUAAUCAUGUACACAGUUCUCCUCCUAGUCAUGAUUCAUGAUUCAUGAAUAUGAUAAACCCAUCCCCAUCUCAGAGACGCGCAAAAACAUUCCAUGUCAAAGGUUUCUCUUUCAAAAUUACCCCUUUGAUUUUUACCCGUCACCCAAUCAGGACAAUCACCCUCCUAUUAAUCACAAAUGGGUAAUCAAAGGUUUAUUUAAUCAGGAAUAUCCUAAAACGCACAUAAAAUUAAACCCGUUUUUAUUUUUACCCAUGUUGGGGAAUGGGGAUGGGUUUGUCAUCCUUUUGGCCUCCUUUUUAAUUAGUUUUUCAAGCAUAGUAAAUGGAGCACAUUCAUAUUCCAUGAGAAAAAUAUUAAAAAAAUAAGAUGAAUAGACUAGCCAUAGGCCCCUUUAGAUUAGAUAUAGGCAUAACGUGCAGUGUCAAAUUAAAAAAAAAAAGGGUAUGUGGGAUGAAUAAAUAAGUCUUUUGCUCUUAGAUCGACAUAAUAGACACUCAAACCCAAAACACUCACUAGGAAACAACUCAAAAAAAAAGUGAAUCCUCUCUGUGUUGGUAUAAGAAGCAACUCUUCAAAUUUAUGGUUCAUCCAAUUCCUCAUAUAAAAGAGAGAGAAUCAUUUUACCUGAUGGAACAAGUAGAGUUAGAACCAUGUCUUUCAGGCGCAUCGAGCACGAUCUCAGCCGCGCAUGAAGCUCCGCCACACACACGCUUAUACAGACCACUGCAUCAACAAUACAAAACAGGUAAAGAGGCACAGCUAGAGGAUCAAUAUCAAGAUCAAGAUCAAGAUCAAGAGCAAGAGACAGUUUCUGAGACACAUAUACCAUUAGAUUUAAUGCUGUCUAAUGAUGAAUCAUGCCAUGAAUUCAACGCGGAACUCAAUCUCAUCGACUGCUUAAACGUAGGUUCAUCUCAGAGUUCAUCAGAAACUCCCCAACUAUCAGAAAGCUGCGAGCCUCGAGUUUUCUCAUGUAAUUACUGUCAGAGAAAAUUCUACAGCUCGCAAGCGUUAGGUGGACACCAAAAUGCUCACAAAAGAGAGCGGACUAUAGCCAAAAGAAACCAGAGAAUAGGAGCAACAAUCGCCGCCACGGCAGCGGCGUUUGGGCAUCCUUACUUACACCAACAACACAAUUAUUCAAACAUUGCUUCCUUACCUCUUCAUGGUUCUCCCAAUAGAUCUCUUGGAAUUCAGGUACACUCCAUGAUCCACAAAACUCCUGCUAAUAAUAAUACUAUGACAAUGUCUUCUUCUGGAAAUGUGUACGGACAUCAAGGGUGGUUAAGGUUACCUAUCGAACAACAACCUGCGGUAGGGAAGUUAGUGACGGAGACAUACCACCACGGUAGCACCACCGCAGGACCGUCUUCCAGAGGUGGCGCUGGUAGGUUCAAUAUAGUAGAAGAAGGGGUUACCAGUGGCGGCUGGUGGACUGGAGAAAGUCAAAUUAAAAGUAUUUCAGAAGACUCUACAAACCUUGAUCUAUCCCUCAAACUUUAAGAACUCUUUUUUCUUUUCUUUUUCUAGAAUUUAGGGGUUUGCUACAAUAUGCUUGAAAUAUUAUUUAGCUUAAUUGUCUCCUUCCCUUCCUUCAUGGGAUGAUAUCAUGUAAAUUUUCUAAUGACAAAAAGGUAAAAAGAUUUUUCUUCUUUCAA
Messenger RNA from Spinacia oleracea (spinach), 1714 nucleotides. Its product is annotated as zinc finger protein 3-like. The record is from RefSeq and is a predicted model, not a curated record. The transcript has a single exon. The coding region runs from base 636 to 1559 and encodes 307 amino acids. Gene Ontology annotation, biological process: negative regulation of abscisic acid-activated signaling pathway. NCBI's taxonomy places the organism in Eukaryota, Viridiplantae, Streptophyta, Magnoliopsida, Caryophyllales, Amaranthaceae.